Molecule: messenger RNA, 3030 nt
Organism: Impatiens glandulifera
Lineage: Eukaryota; Viridiplantae; Streptophyta; Magnoliopsida; Ericales; Balsaminaceae
Product: alpha-glucan phosphorylase, H isozyme
Exons: 16
Coding region: 271-2787 (838 amino acids)
Biological process (GO): glycogen catabolic process
Cellular component (GO): cytoplasm
Molecular function (GO): glycogen phosphorylase activity; pyridoxal phosphate binding
Source: RefSeq, a predicted model, not a curated record
CUCUCUCUCUCUCUCUGAUAUUUUCUCGUAAUUCGACGGCUCAAAGAACUCCUUACUUCCUCUCAUUGCUUGUAUUUUCUUCAAUUUGUCCAUUGCGGUCUCUCUCACCCAAAAUACACACAGAUAUUCUCCUUACUCUUUCUUUAUAAGCUCAUCAUCUGUAUGUAGCUAGACUGACUGUAUUGCCUUAUAAUACUUGGAGAUUGAAGCCGAAGUGGAGGGAUUGCCUUCUAUCAAAUAUAGCUUCUAGAGAAUUUGGAAAUAGGAACAAUGUCAACUGUUGUAGCAGAUGGUGUUCCUGCUAAAAUUCCACCUGUUGCUAGCCCUGUUGAUGAGGAUCCUGUCAAAAUUGCAUCCAACAUCAGCUAUCAUGCACAUUACAGCCCUCAUUUCUCUCCUUUCAAAUUUGAGCCAGAACAAGCCUUUUAUGCUACAGCUGAGAGUGUCCGGGAUCGUCUGAUACAACAAUGGAAUGAGACAUAUUUUCAUUAUCACAAGCUGGACCCAAAGCAAACAUAUUAUCUAUCCAUGGAAUAUCUCCAAGGACGAGCUUUGACUAAUGCAAUCGGAAACUUGAAUGUCCAAGGUGGAUAUGCCGAUGCACUAAAUAAGCUGGGCCAUGAACUUGAGGAAGUUGUUGAGCAGGAGAAAGAUGCAGCACUAGGAAAUGGUGGUUUGGGAAGGCUUGCUUCAUGCUUUCUAGAUUCAAUGGCAACCUUGAAUUUACCUGCUUGGGGCUAUGGCUUAAGGUAUAGAUAUGGACUCUUCAAGCAGCGUAUAGGCAAGGAUGGCCAAGAAGAAAGUGCUGAGGAUUGGCUAGAGAAGUUUAGCCCUUGGGAAAUCGUCAGGCAUGAUAUUGUGUUCCCCAUCAGAUUCUUUGGUCAGGUUGAAGUCCAACCAAACGGAGCGCGAAAAUGGGUUGGAGGAGAAGUCUUACAAGCUCUGGCAUAUGAUGUUCCUAUACCUGGAUACAAAACUAAAAAUACAAAUAGUCUUCGCCUCUGGGAAGCCAAAGCAGUUUCAGAGGACAUUAAUCUCUUUGAAUUUAAUGAUGGACAAUACGAAACUGCUGCAAUUCUCCAUUCUAGGGCACAACAGAUUUGUGCUGUACUAUACCCUGGGGAUGCUACAGAAAAUGGGAAAUUAUUACGAUUAAAACAACAAUUCUUCCUAUGCAGUGCAUCACUUCAGGACAUUAUUCUCAGAUUUAAGGAAAGAAAAGUUGGAAAAGGCACAAGGUCAUGGUCUGAAUUUCCUGAUAAGGUUGCAGUGCAAUUGAAUGAUACCCAUCCUACUCUUGCUAUUCCAGAGUUGAUGCGGUUAUUAAUGGAUGACGAGGAACUUGGGUGGGAUGAAGCUUGGGAAGUUACAACUAAGACAAUCGCGUACACAAAUCACACUGUCCUUCCUGAAGCUUUGGAGAAAUGGUCACAAGCUGUGAUGUGGAAACUUCUUCCUCGACACAUGGAGAUCAUUCAAGAAAUUGACAAACGGUUUAUUGAAAUGGUGAAAUCCACGUCGCCAGACCUUGAGCAUAAACUCUCAAGUCUAUGCAUUUUGGAUAACAAUCCCCAGAAACCAGUGGUUAGGAUGGCAAACUUAUGUGUGGUGUCUUCACAUUCGGUGAAUGGUGUAGCACAAUUACAUAGUGACAUCUUAAAGGCUGAGUUAUUUGUGGACUAUGUUUCUAUCUGGCCAACCAAGUUCCAGAACAAAACCAAUGGAAUAACUCCUCGCAGAUGGCUUAAGUUCUGCAGCCCUGAGCUUAGUCAGAUAAUUACUAAAUGGCUAAAAACGGAUGAAUGGGUUACAAAUCUUGACCUUCUAGUAAAUCUUCGUAAAUUUGCAGACAAUGAGGAAUUGCAGGCUGAAUGGAAAUCAGCUAAGUUGGCUAACAAGAAACGGUUAGCUCAGUACAUUCUACGAGUGACUGGUGUAGACAUUGACCCGAACAGUCUCUUUGACAUACAAGUCAAGCGAAUUCAUGAGUACAAAAGGCAACUUCUUAACAUUCUGGGUGUUAUUUAUAAGUACAAGAAAUUAAAGGAAAUGAGCGACGAAGAGAGGAAAAAUACAACCCCACGAACAGUGAUGAUUGGAGGAAAAGCAUUUGCAACAUAUACAAAUGCAAAAAGGAUUGUUAAACUUGUGAAUGAUGUUGGUGCUGUGGUAAAUACUGAUCCACAGGUCAACAACUAUUUGAAGGUUGUGUUUGUCCCGAAUUACAAUGUAUCUGUUGCGGAGAUGCUUAUUCCAGGAAGUGAGUUAUCGCAGCACAUAAGCACAGCAGGAAUGGAAGCAAGUGGAACGAGCAACAUGAAAUUUGCUCUCAAUGGAUGUCUAAUAAUAGGGACACUUGAUGGAGCUAAUGUUGAAAUAAGAGAAGAGAUUGGAGAACAGAAUUUCUUUCUGUUUGGCGCAACUGCUGAUCAAGUCCCCAAGCUUCGAACAGAAAGAGAGAAAGGACUUUUCAAGGCGGAUCCUCGGUUUGAAGAAGCUAAGAAAUUCAUAAGAUCUGGAGCAUUUGGAAGCUAUGAUUACAAUCCACUUCUGGAUUCUCUGGAGGGAGACACUGGUUAUGGACGUGGCGAUUACUUUCUGGUUGGUCAUGACUUUCCAGGUUACAUGGAGGCACAAACAAAAGUGGACGAAGCUUACAAGGAUAGUAAAAGAUGGACAAAGAUGUCUAUAUUGAGCACAGCUGGGAGUGGGAAAUUCAGCAGUGACCGCACAAUUUCUCAGUAUGCCAAGGAAAUCUGGAACAUAAAAGACUGCCCUGUUCCAUAACUGCAAGUAAGAUGGAUUCAUUAUUUUCUCACAAAUAAUAACAAUAAUAAGCCAUAAAAGUCGGCUUAAGUGACCAUGAGGUCAUGGAAGCAGGCAUGGUUAUGGAACAGCUGUUUAGUGUGUUUUGUUGCAGGCAUAUAUAUACUUGUACUCUUUAUAGCUUUUGUAUGCAAUUACUGUUUGUUUGUAUCCAAAUUAAAUUUAUCUAAUAUAUAGGAUUUGCCUGGCCUAUUAUGUAUUCAA